Molecule: messenger RNA, 1581 nt
Organism: Oikopleura dioica
Lineage: Eukaryota; Metazoa; Chordata; Appendicularia; Copelata; Oikopleuridae
Source: the annotation of a GenBank genome assembly
AUGUCUAAUCAAUCCAAAAAGGAUGAAGACAUUCAAAAAGAAUCCGUCAAUGCUCAUCACAAUCGCAAUGCAGAGCAAAUCACUGGACACGCUCCUUUUCAUCAAACCAAACGAAUUCAAAUUCAGUCCGAGCCGCAGUCCGAAAUAGUGCCCAGCAUGAUGACCACGAUCGAGUCAAUGAAGACGGACGAUGAACUGAGUCAAACGGUCGAGCUCGUAGAGUGCGGCAAGGCCGAAAACACUCCGAAGAUAGAAAGUUUCGUGAUAAACACGCCGAAUUCUGUCAACCCGGGCACCUCCGGAAACCUUCAGAAUAGCCAGACAACGUUCCAAUUUCAGCAAACUGCAUCCGGCCACGAAAUCACGUAUAUCGAUGAGAAUGAUGGAACGCAUAUUGGUGAGAACGACGAAGACGGUAUCGAACUGAUCACAUCUGAGGAAUGUGAACCGCCCACCAAGACUCGUGUUCUAGACGCAUCUAGCCAGAAUAUCACUUUUCAAACAGUGUCGAAUUCUUCCAACCAGAAGUUCAUACAAAUUCCUCAAACUAAUCAGACGCAGCAGAUACUCCAGAUUCAAAAUGGAGAUGGGCAAACAAGUCAGAUCAUGAUCAUCCCGCAGAACAGUAUUUUUGUAAUUCCUCAGCAAGGUGGUCAAAAUGGCGGUCAACAAAUUCUUCUUCUUCAAAGUCCACAGGCGAACCAGACGACAACUUCUAACCCCGUCAGCCCGAGUCAGAAAGUUAAAGUUGUGAAAGUUUCUGAGAAUUCGAGCUCGAUAAAUCUGGUGGAAGAUGCUGCUGGAAUUGCGGGAAUAAAACCGACACAGACGACGCUCAUUCCACCUGGUCAGCGUGUCGAGUUCAAUAAGGAAGUGUCGACUGCUCAUAUCUAUCCAAGUCCCUUCUCUCAGGUUCCGCAUGAAGAUCGACCCCAUUCCUGCUCCUUCUGUUACAAACGAUUUGCUCGAGCAGAUGAAUGUAAACGUCACGAAAGAAUUCACACAGAUACGCGCCCUUUUGCUUGCCAAUACUGUACGAGGAAAUUCACGCGAAAGGACCAUCUGAGGACACAUACACGAUGCCACACGAAAGAAAAGCCUUAUGUCUGUCCCAUAUGCAACCGUGGAUUUGCUAGAAGUGAUGAACGCAUAAGGCACGCGAAGACGCACGUCAAAAAAGGCGACGGAACUCUUGAGGAAAUCAAGAAAGCCAUGCCAAAACCAAAGUUCGACACUAACAAAAACCACACUUCUUCUCCUUCGAAUCACAGCCCGGUACAACAGCAAUCACCACAGAACUCCCACCAGACGCCGCACCUAGUCCUAAAUCAAAUCAAUGGGACAGUAUCCGUUGCUGGCAGCACUGGACAGGAGAGCGCAAGGCAAAUCCUAACGAAUGCAAAUGGUCAAGCGAUCGAGCUGAAACUCCAAUCGCCGAUGGACGAUUUGGGACUUUCAAAUGCGAUCUCAAAGCAAAUUCCCAUCAAAGUUAUUCAAACUGUUCCGCUGCAAUCGGUCCAAACAACGGACGCAUCUGGUCAACAAACAGUCGUCCGCGAAGUGACCAUAAAUGACUCGUAA